AUGGCCGACUCCUCCUCUUCAAGCCUGAAAGAAAACAGGUCAAGGCGCUCCUGGACAGUCUCAGCAGAAUCAAGCGCUAUGGGAAGCAAUGGUCGAUCCUCACUUGAUUCCACUGAGAGACCCAAAACACAGGGUGGAGAUGCAGAUACCAACAGGGCUGGUCCCAGUGGAUUUUCGAAACUACUCGAGGCGCGUCGGAGACGGAAGAAGAACAAGAAGGACCAAAGAGACCAAAAAGACCAAAAAGAAACGGAUGAGCUGGCAGUGCCCACUCUGGCCUUGGAACAUGACCUCCACGAAAGCCGAUCCAACGAAUCUCGGGAUGGGAUCUCCGCCGCUACAUCGUCUGUCGCGGGGAGCUCUGAGCAACCGGACGGUGAGGUCAUUAAUUUAUUAACUGAUGAUUCUGAACCAGAUGGGACUCCGCCGCUUACGUCGCAUAACUCGCAUACUGGUUUUUAUACCUCCUCAUCGCCAUUGAUCAAGACAACAACGGUGAAUCCCACCCACAACCAAAUCCUUCGAGCUGAUACCACCUCAGCGAUCAGCAGCCUAAGUGCCACUGGGUCCGAAUCGAAUUCGUCGGAACGAGCAUCCAGACUUCCAACACAAUCGAAUCUGGCAUUGGGUGUUCCCGACGAUUCAAGUAGCAAGAGACGGAGCGCGUCUCCCGGACGACGCUUCAAAGGCUCGUCUAACCCCGAUAAAAAGGCCCCAAAUGAUGACCCCGAAGCCGCAUCCGUCAAGUCUGGGUCAAGCAAAAGCCGCAGUCUGUUCGGUCGACGGGGUAGUCUCCCGUCCAAACGAGCCCAACUAUCGCCAGACGACGAUGUCCCCCCUUUACCUGCACCAAUUCGUACAGAUCUCACAGAUGAUAAACCUCGCUCGCUUGAAGCCAGCCCGAUGCCGAACACCCCGCCCCAUACCGCCAUUCCGGCACCAGCUACAACCGUGACACCUCCCACACCGACCGAGUUCAACCCCCUUGCCCCGCAAAUUAUAUCCCACGACGUGACAGACUCACCCGAAUCUAUUAAAUCAAGAAAUUCCAUAUCUGAUGGAGUCACCACUGUCAGCCCAUCCGGAAACAUGAUUUCUCAUCGCCGGGUUCGGUCGGCUUCUGCAGCUCAUGUUCCAAGCAAACUUUCGAAUUCGAUAUCCGCAUUAACACCACUUGAUGAGAAGACACCUGGAGCGAAGACAGCGAAUUCGAACCAGCAAAAUGGGUUCUUCUCCUCUGUAUUCUCCGCUGCCCAAAACGCACUAAGCAACAGUCUCAACACUCAGCAAAGGAAUCGCCCCACUUCUCAACCCACCGCUGCCGAGGCCGAUAAAUCCUCCUCUGACUCCACAGAUGUCGCUGAACAAACAUCUGAACAGGGUAGUAAGAGCGAUGAAGGAAAGCCAUCUGCCGUGGAGACCCUAGGAGCAGGAGAUUUAAAUUUCGCCCAUCUAGAUAUUGAUGCCCGACCCGGCGAGUCGAUCACGACCCCCGACGGUGUUGUUAUCACGAAGCCAGGUGGCACGCCUGACAGGCGCAAGAACACGGGUGUCUAUCGUCGAGACGAGGAAGCCGCCAAGCUUGAAGACAAGCGCGCAGCGCGUGCUGUUCAAGCAGCAUAUGAAAAACCCGACAAGUCGGCAAGGCCCUCGGAAUUGUCAUUAGUCGGCGCUCCUGCAGAUGACGUUUUGGAUAUUCAGUCUACUACCUCGCUGCCGAAGGAUGGCGCAAUCUUGGGUGAUCAAACUCCGCCAGCUGGCAGUGUUGUCGACGGUGAUCUGAGCGGGGGCAUAAAACGCACUGGCAGCGUCCGUAGCAGACUCGCGCGGCGUCACCGCGGAUCUUCGGGAGCCACAGCAUCGACAGUUGGAGCGAUUGGCAUCAAUGCUAUUGCGCUUGGAGCUCCUGGUCUCAAUGCCAGUGCUCCUCGACUGACUGGUUUUGCUGUUGCAAGCAAAAAGCGCAACAGGGACUUCCAUCAGUUGUUCCGCAGUGUGCCCGAGGAUGAUUAUCUGAUUGAAGAUUACAGCUGUGCUCUGCAACGGGAGAUCAUUCUUGCUGGUCGUAUAUACAUCUCAGAAGGACACAUCUGUUUCUCCAGUAACAUUCUGGGAUGGGUCACAACAUUGGUGAUCAGCUUCGACGAAGUUGUUGCUGUCGAAAAAGAAAGUACUGCCAUGGUAUUCCCCAAUGCGAUCGCUAUCCAAACACUCCACGCCCGCCAUACCUUCCGAAGUCUGUUGAGUCGUGAGUCAACAUAUGACCUGAUGGUCAAUAUCUGGAAGAUCAACCACCCCUCCAUCAAAAGCUCUGUCAAUGGAACGCGUGUGGCCCAUGGAACCGGUGACAAGACCGAAAAGGUUGGAGAAGAGGAGAGCGAGUCCGAUACCGAGGUGUCUGAUGAAGAUGAGAUAUAUGACGAAGAUGAGGAAGGAGACAAUGCUGAUAGUUUGUUCGAGGCUGGCUUCAGUGCCAACGCUAGUUCAACGUCAUUGCCAGUGAGAGCAGGCUUGAGCCGCAAAACGUCAAAUCUCUCUGCAAAUGCAAUUGCUCCCGCCGUAGGAACAAACGCCAAUGGCGACAAGAAAAAUGGCGACAAGGGUGCUUCUAAGGACGCACCGCCUGACUUCCCCGGUCCUACUACUCAUGCACCCACUGAAUACGUCGAUCCCAACGGACAAUAUGAGAAGGUCAUCAAGGACGAGGUCAUCCCAGCACCACUCGGCAAGGUCUACUCUUUAGUCUUUGGACCAGAGUCCAGCGAAUUCAUGACCAAGUUCCUUGUUGACAAUCAGAAGUCCGGCGAGUUACAGUUUGAGGGAACUGCCAAGGGCCUGACUACUGAAAGCCCAACCAGGAAUUAUUCUUACAUCAAGCCUCUAUAUGGCUCUAUUGGUCCAAAGCAGACCAAAUGUAUCAGUACCGAGAAUCUCGACUUUUUGGAUCUUGAAAAGGCUGUCCUCGUCACUCUCAGCACACAGACACCCGAUGUGCCCAGUGGAAAUGUUUUCGCUUGCAAGACCAAGUAUCUUUUUACGUGGGCUCCCAAUAACCAAACUCGCUUCCUCAUGACCUGCACCAUUGAAUGGUCGGGCAAGAGCUGGCUGAAGGGUCCUAUCGAGAAAGGUGCAAUUGACGGUCAAACCACCUUCGGUAACGAGCUCGUCAAAUCCCUCCAGGCUGGCGUUGUCCCUCGAGGACGUACCGCUGGCGGUGGAAAAGGCAAAGGCCGACGCAAGAAGGGCGACCCCGCCGGACGGGAAUCUACUGCCGCAUCUUCAUUGAAGGUCACCGUCGACUCCAACACCGGAAACAGAGAAUCAUGGGGAUUGUUCGAACCCGUUCGUCCCCUUCUCGAACCAUUCACCAGUAUCCUCAGUCCACUAUGGAGCGGAAACGUCGCUAUCAUCCUCAUCGGCAUAUUGCUGUACAUGGCAUUUUUCCGAUCCUCGUCAUCAUCCCUCGCACACCAAGGCGGUUGUCCCGGCCACGGCUUGCCGCAAAGACUUGCUGUAUAUGAGGAGAUGUGGCGACGCGAGGAAACAGAACUAUGGAAUUGGCUCGAGGACCGCGUUGGUAUGGAUGGAAUGGUCUUCCCGAAUGCCUACCGGGCUCCAGAACCCCACCCCAGUCGGAGGUCACACGGCGGCAGUGCGACUGACGAGCGUGAGCUAGCUUCUCGGCUUCGCGAGGAGAAGGUCUCGGAUCGCGAAAUGGACCAUGCUAUUCGUACCACGCGCCAACGCCUCGAUGUCCUCGAGGAAAUGAUGAACAAACGCAAGGCUCAGUGGGAAGUCAACGAGCCGGCUAAAACCGAGCUGUGA
Penicillium soppii is the source of this 3825-nucleotide messenger RNA. Its product is annotated as GRAM and VASt domain-containing protein. Lineage: Eukaryota; Fungi; Ascomycota; Eurotiomycetes; Eurotiales; Aspergillaceae. Gene Ontology annotation, cellular component: cortical endoplasmic reticulum; plasma membrane; endoplasmic reticulum membrane. The coding region runs from base 1 to 3825 and encodes 1274 amino acids. Gene Ontology annotation, molecular function: sterol binding; sterol transfer activity. The record is from RefSeq and is a predicted model, not a curated record. Gene Ontology annotation, biological process: intracellular sterol transport. The transcript is spliced from 2 exons.